Molecule: messenger RNA, 708 nt
Organism: Adineta steineri
Lineage: Eukaryota; Metazoa; Rotifera; Eurotatoria; Adinetida; Adinetidae
Source: the annotation of a GenBank genome assembly
AUGGCUAACAAAUUACCUGCUGCUAGUAUACUUCGAUACGCUUAUUUACAUGGUUUUGCUAGUUCACCAUUAUCUACAAAAGGUGUUGAACUACAACGAUGGUUUCAAAAGAAAUUGAAUUUAUCGCUUGAUUUACCAGAUUUAAAUAUACCAUCUUUUCGAAAGCAAUGCCUUACUCAUAUGGUCGAUCAUAUUGAACAAAAUAUAAUUCAAUCGAAUUCAAAUUGGUAUCUUAUUGGUAGUUCAUUUGGUGGUCUUGUUUCUACACUUGUAGCUCAACGACAACCUAAAUUAAUUCAUUCAUUACUUCUUCUUGCACCUGCAUUUAAUCCUAUUCAAAGAUGGUCAUCAAAAAUUAACAUUGAACAAUGGAAAAAUCAAGGGUUUAUAAAUUAUUUCAAUCCAUCAAAACAAUGUGAUGAACCAAUUGAUUAUGAAUUCUUUCGAGAUCUUCAUUCGUAUCCAUCCUAUCCAAUUGUUACAACUUGUCCUAUUACAAUCAUUCAUGGUUUAAAAGAUGAUGUUAUACCAAUUGAGACAAGUCGUGAAUAUAUGCAAAGAAUUCAUACAAUAAAUCAAUAUUCAACAAAUAUGGUUGAAGUCAAUGAUGAUCAUCAUUUAAGAAAGAAAAAAAGUAUAUAUAUAAUCAAAAAAAUCAUUCUUGACCAACAAAAAUCAGUUAUUGUUAAUACAACAGAGCAUCAUUGA